GCUCCGGGUGCACUUCCGGCGUCCGUACGCCUUCUUCGGCGUUCUCUUGUUAAUGGUCGGCGGCGGCCGCUGAGUGGGACGCAAAUAACCGCUGCUGGGGAAGUCUCACUGCCUCCAGUUUUCCGCUCGCUGCUAGUGCCCGAGCUCGCCAGCAUGUCCGUGGUGCCGCCCAAUCGCUCGCAGACCGGCUGGCCCCGGGGAGUCACCCAGUUCGGCAACAAGUACAUCCAGCAGACCAAGCCCCUCACCCUGGAGCGCACCAUCAACCUGUACCCUCUUACCAAUUACACUUUUGGUACAAAAGAGCCCCUCUAUGAGAAGGACAGCUCUGUUGCAGCCAGAUUUCAGCGCAUGAGGGAAGAAUUUGAUAAAAUUGGCAUGAGGAGGACUGUAGAAGGGGUUUUGAUUGUCCAUGAGCACCGGCUACCCCAUGUGUUACUGCUACAGCUGGGAACAACGUUCUUCAAAUUACCUGGUGGUGAGCUUAAUCCAGGAGAAGAUGAAGUUGAAGGACUAAAACGCUUAAUGACAGAGAUACUGGGUCGUCAAGAUGGAGUCCUGCAGGACUGGGUCAUUGAUGACUGCAUUGGCAACUGGUGGAGACCAAAUUUUGAACCUCCUCAGUACCCAUAUAUUCCUGCACAUAUUACAAAACCUAAGGAACAUAAGAAGUUGUUUCUGGUUCAGCUUCAAGAGAAAGCCUUGUUUGCAGUCCCUAAAAAUUACAAGCUGGUAGCUGCACCACUCUUUGAACUGUAUGACAAUGCCCCUGGAUAUGGACCCAUCAUUUCUAGUCUCCCCCAGCUUUUGAGCAGAUUCAAUUUUAUAUACAACUGAGUUGCUGCACAGCAGAGAAGUAAGAGAAGCCGUCUCUGUGAGCACAGCUAUGCACAGUGGAGAGUAAAUGUCCCUGAAGUUUUUUUUGGUGUUCUCUCUUUCCCAGUCCUGAAAUUACCACCUACUUUCUAUUGUCUGAAUAGUAAAGUUAAUAUGAAAAGCUAGAUUGUGCUGUAAACAAAUGUGAUAUUGUUCAGUUUACUUUUGGUUCUACACAAAUAUUUUUUGUACAACAUUAAAGAAAGUGGACUUCUUUCUAUUUGUUUUUUUGUUGUUUUGUUUUUUAAUUUCACAUUAAACUUGUAAAAUUCUUACAGCCAAGGAUUCCUUUUCCCCAACUAGGCAGGUGAAUGUUAAGAUAUAAUGCCAGAUUAAGGUCAAUCAAGCCUGUGGGACUCUUCACUCUGAUACCAUUCUUGGGGGUAUACUUCCAAGACCAUGUUGUAGAUUUUUGUGAUGAGGAUCGUCUGUUACUUUGGGGAACUACAUUUGCUUGAUUGAAUCCAAGGUGCAACUGCUAUACCAAUUUUACACUCUUUAUGAGUUAUAUCACAGCAGAACUCCAAGUAUAUUACUGAUGAGUACAUUUUAUACCAGCAUAGCUAGACCUUAUUUCACAAGCAACAGACAUUAGCCAUACAGGAAACUGUUAAAAUUGACUAGGUCGGGGAAAGUCGUGGGAAUUGAUAUAAAAAGAGAUCCAGGGCUCAAUUAACCUCCCCCCCCCAUAAUGGAAGUAUUUAUUAUCUGUGUUCUUGUGAAAUUAUGUGUCUUAGUUAUUUUUAUGGCUGUGGUGAAAUGGUGAUCUGUGAAGGAAGUUUCUAAAAGUGGGUCUGUUAGGUUUUGAACUCUUGGAUUAUAAAGUUUGUUAUUUCAAUUAAUGUGGAGUUAUAGCCAACAAGAUGAAAGUUUGGUUUUAAAAAGUGACAUAAAGCCUUUUCAAAUAUAUUUUGGAAUAAUCAGAAUUAGAUUUUGUCAGCCUAAGAGAAAAAUACCAAAUUUAAGAAUCCUAAAAGCGCAGUUAAAUUAGGAUCAAAUUUGAGGGAAUAAAAAAAAUUCUUAAGGCAAAAGAAUUGGCCUUGUUACUGUUUAAUAGUAUAUUGUGUAUGCCUUAUUAUAAACGGUUGAUUGUAGGUUUAGUGUAAAGGAAGUCUUAUAAGAUGCAGCUAUUAAAAUAGAUUGCUAGUUAUGUUUUUCAUAGAAAUAAACUUUUGGUUAGUUGUACAUCUUUAUGGUACUGAUGACAGAGCUAUUCUCCUAAAUGUUGGGUGAUGUGAAAGAUACAUCAUAUAUUCUUCCUAUUUAGGCUUGAGAAAAUCAGACCAAGAGCAACUGAGCAAUUUUAAACAUUAAACCUUAUUUAGGUGAGGUCCUAAGAAACCUUCACACAGUUGUGAAUCGAAUAGUGCGAAUCUAACUCUGCCUACUGAUAGGUGAGCACCUGUCUCCAGGACCAAAAAUAACCAGGGAUCUCCUUUGAAAGAGCCCCUGUCUCUAUGGAUAGUCCCCCUCCUUCAAGUAUAACAGUUCUGCCGUUCUGCUUCACAUUCACAUGUUCUAACUAACUAAUUUUACUAUUGAGCUCACUGAUGCAUCCUACAAGAUUGGAGAAGGCAGAGAUGGACUUGGCCCGAUCUCCAGCCUAACCUUCCAUAAUUGUUUCUGGCCUCCAAUUGAAAAGCUACAGUGACCACUUUUCAGGUGUGUUAGCUCAUGCCCUUUGGGGAAGGUGAAGAGAGGCACACUUUUUCGUGGUGUGAUGUGAAGUGUUGUCAGUAAGGAGUGUUAGAGUUGAAACGUCAUCCAGUUCGAGGCCACUCAUGUUCUUUUGUAACUCAAGCUUUGGCCUAGGAAUCCUUUCUUGAUCAUUACUUCCAGUAGUAUAAGUGCUUGAUUGAUCCAUACCUUGGAGCUUACGUGACAAAAAUAGUAAGCUGGAGUUCCUAACCUUGAAAUAUAGUAGACCUGAUUUUGAGUUAAAAUUCAUAAUACAAACACAUUUUAAAACUUGUUUUUGAACUUGUUAUAAUUGUAUCCCAAUGCUCUCGCGUUAGGUUUCCUGCUGAAAAUAGAACUAGGGAAGUUCAAAUUUGAGGUAGUCCAUUAGAAAGAGGGUACGAGGUACUGUUUAACACUUUGAUAUGUAAGUUCUUAUCAUUUCUUCAAGAACUAACAGUCUUAAAAUGUUCAUUCCAAUUAUUUACAUAAUCAAUAUUGACUAGUUUUAAAUGACUUAUAUGUUUGAAUGCCUUGUUUUCCAGGUUUGUAAAUGAAAGCCUUUUGCAUUGUAUAAUUAGAAUAUAUGCUGUGUUCUUUUCCCUGAGUAAGUAGUGCAUAUUCUACAUAAAACUACUAAAUGGCAUUGGAAAGUGUUCAGUAGAUUGAGGGGAAAAAAAUAAAGUUUUACUCAAAUGUUUUAAAUCAUAUUUAUGAUUGACAUCCCUUUGAAGAAAAGUGAAAUUUGUGGUUUUUUCUAUGUGAUGAAUACUUGUGAUUUUUUUAAGUGGGUGAUACGUAAAAUAGCAUAAUGACAGUUCUGUGUCUGAAUCCAUCUUUUGACAGCAGUUAAAAGGUUUUUUUACUUUUUAUCAUUGUCUUCCCAUGUAAUUAUUACAGCAUUGUGUGGUGCAGUAAUUCCUUUUUUAUGUUUAAGGAUUUUGUUGAGUUAGUAUUUUAUUUGGAUCAAACAUAACCAAACUAGCCAGUCUGUUUUCUUAUAUGUUUAGUCAGAAGUGAGAGGUGGAGUUCCUCAGAUUGUGCAAACCAGCCAGCCAUUCACUUAAAAUUUCCUUAAAUAGUGUGACUCUUAUGCUUUCAGUUUUUUAAUGCCUGUUUUUUAAAGUACCUGCUCAGUCACUUGAGACGAAAUGCUUGGAGUACAUUUUCCUCCUUGGAGUUCCUCAAACUUGAUGUUUUCACCCAUUCAUAGUGUUUGGAACAGUUUAUGCCCCUCACUAAGACCACUUCCAAGAGCACGAAAUUUUGCAUAUUGCAUUUGCCAGAAGAGGCUUAGUGGGCUCUGACUGUGAUACAAGUCAGUGUUUAUAAGUGUAAGGUUUGGCUUCCCAUAAUUAUUCCACAUGGUUUACAUCACUCAUUAUUUGGGUUAAAAUGGACUCAUUUGAAGCUAUUUGCUUUUGUUAAAUACAUAAUGAGAAGCAUAAUACUGUAAUUUUACUUGAGCCAUAAAACACACUUUAAUAUUAGCUUUUAUUACAUUUAUCUAGCUUGUUUUGGGGAAAAAGAAAACUGACUAAAACCUAAGUAAGUCUAGAUUAAACCAGGUAAGAUGUAAUUUGUAUUUUAGUGUUGGAUUGUAUUGAGACGAGUUAAGUUGGGAAGAUGUAUCAUGUUCUUUUAAGGGAAAGAUCAGUGCUUUAAAAACUUUAACUGGUUGCUGUGUUCACAUCAUAGUGUACAGGAAUCAUUUAUAGUUUGACUUUGAGAAUUACUCUGGCGUUAAGUUUAUAGAAAAAUGUAUAAAAGAAACAAGUUUUGGUUAUAUUUUUAUAAUUGUAAAGUUAAAGUUUGAUUAAAAUGUUCACUGUUCUUUUUUUAUUUUAUUUUAUUGUCAUUUCAAUAAAAAAAUUAAAACAAUGACUGAA
Molecule: messenger RNA, 4442 nt
Organism: Cervus elaphus (red deer)
Lineage: Eukaryota; Metazoa; Chordata; Mammalia; Artiodactyla; Cervidae
Gene: NUDT21
Product: nudix hydrolase 21
Exons: 7
Coding region: 154-837 (227 amino acids)
Cellular component (GO): mRNA cleavage factor complex
Molecular function (GO): mRNA binding
Source: RefSeq, a predicted model, not a curated record